UUAAAUUGCGCUUUCAAACCUGAUUUUAUUUUAAAUAUAACUAUUAGUUUUGAUUUUAAUUACGCUAACUAUUAAUAAUGACAAUUGAUUUCUAUUAUAACCGAUUCAGUGGUGCGUCGAGAGCCGUGUAUAUGACAAUCAGGCAAUUAACACUUGACGUUAACUUCAAACCAAUUGACCUAGCUGCUGGCGAACAAUUGAAACCAGAGUUUCUAGCUAUAAAUCCCUUACAUAUUGUGCCCACCAUUAAUGACCACGGGUUCGCUCUAUGGGAGAGUCGGGCAAUAAUGCAAUACCUGUGCAACCGAUACGCGCCGGACAGCACUCUUUACCCGACGGACCCGAAACAGCGCGCUCUAGUCGACCGGUCUCUCAACUUUGACUUAACAUUCUUGAAUCAAAUCGAAGACGUUGUGUCACCACCACUAUUUACUGGAACUCAACCCUCUCCCGACAAAGUAACCGCGCUGAAUAAUAGUCUCAAAAAUUUGGACCAGGUGCUAAUAAAACAAAAUAAGUAUCUCGUUGGCGACCAGUUGACCCUGGCAGAUUUGUCGCUACUGGGAUAUUGGGUAUAUCUGGAAAGAUUUCACAUAGAUCUCAGUGCGUACCCCAACUACAAGCGAUGGGUGGCCGGCUUACAGGCAGAGCUGCCCUAUUUCAAUGAGGUGAAUGAUAUAUCGCAGGCCGAGUGGGACCGGGAAAUGGCCAGAUACAAAACGGCAACUUGA
Molecule: messenger RNA, 731 nt
Organism: Medioppia subpectinata
Lineage: Eukaryota; Metazoa; Arthropoda; Arachnida; Sarcoptiformes; Oppiidae
Source: the annotation of a GenBank genome assembly